AUGGUCACACGGAUCGAGAACCUGCCUUGGGAAACUUCCUUGCAGCACUUCGAGACAUUUGCUGGGCGCAAAGCUGCUGGGCGGCGUGCGGUUGCACACGAUGUGAGCUACAACGAACGCACGAUGGCUGGUGCCGGGCAGUGGAAUGCUGACCGCACCAGUUUGCUCAUCAUGGAUAUUCAUGUAAAUCGACAGAUACUGGGAAAUCUUGCGAAGUUCAAGCCACCUGUGGAUGAGUUGCCGACAGAUGAGCAGAAGAGGGGAUGGGAGAUGUCGGUGCGCUACACGGACGAGUUUGGCAACAAACGAGUCAACGGCGGUAAGCACCUGAAGGCCUCGCAAGCGUUCGGCAUUGCACUGGCAUCCUUGCGGACCCAGCACGACAAACACGUCAAGGAGCAGGCUUGGGCAGAUCUGCGUGAUGCUAUGAAGCGGCCUUUGAAGGUGCCUGUGGAUUCUAAAGUUUCCAGGAGAUGGGCACAUGGUGCCCAUUUCGACAAAGUUUUUGCAUUCCUGCGACAACAGCAGUAA
This is a messenger RNA of Symbiodinium sp. CCMP2592, 531 nucleotides long. The record is from the annotation of a GenBank genome assembly. Lineage: Eukaryota; Dinophyceae; Suessiales; Symbiodiniaceae.